AAGGAGCCCCACCCCCGCCAACCAGCGUUGGUUCUACAGUAUAUGUAGCAUGCGUGAUGCCUGGAAGCCGACCGUCUUCUGUGCUUCUGACGCUCUUUUUUUGCCGCCCCCUCUCUUAUCUUGCUCUCGCCAUUUUACCCCCCGCUCGCGGCAGUGGAAGUAGGUUCUUCCACCACCCCUACGUCCACGCGAUCCCGACGACACUAGACAAGACCGAAUGAGCGCGGCCCCGCAAUCGCCCGUCCAGCUCGUCCGCGAGUACUCUGGGAAGUCGGAGAGUCCGAGGAAAGCUGAUAUCGAGGCGACUGCCAUCCCGAUCGACACUCAGGAUGUUUUCGACUCGGGCGAUUCGGGCGUCGACCCGGUCUACCAGGCCAAGGCGCGGCUUCUUAACGAUGCGAUCCAAGAGGUCGGAAUGGGAAAGUAUCAGUGGUUCCUGUUUGUCGUUGCCGGCUUUGGAUGGUUUUCGGAUAACCUUUGGCCAAUUGUGACUGGCCUCAUCCUCUCCCCCGUCGUCAACGAGUUUGGAUUCCAAGGUCCGUUUCUCAAGCUAGGGCAGAACAUUGGCCUCCUCGUCGGCGCAGCGUUCUGGGGAGUGGCUUGCGAUGUCUGGGGCAGGAAGUGGUGCUUCAACAUCACGCUCUUUAUCACCGGUGUCUUCGCGAUCGCCGCAGGUGGCUCUCCCAACUCGGUCGCGCUAUGCUCUCUGGCUGCUGUCUGGAGCGUUGGGGUGGGAGGUAACUUACCCGUGGACUCGGCGGUCUUUCUUGAGUUCAUUCCCGCAUCGCACCAAUGGCUUCUCACCGUGCUCUCCAUCUGGUGGGCCUUCGGCCAACUCGUCGGCAGUCUCGUAGCCUGGCCCCUGAUCGCGAACUUCUCGUGUGCGGGCCCGAGUGACUGCCCCAAGUCGUCCAACAUGGGCUGGCGCUACUUCCUCUAUACGAUGGGCGGGCUUAUGAUGAUUAUGUUCGUCCUCCGCUUCUUCGUCUUCCAUCUGCACGAGUCGCCCAAGUACCUCAUGGGCCGCGGGAGCGAUGCGGAGGCCGUCGAGGUCGUGCAGGCGAUCGCGAAGUACAACGGGACGACGACGACGCUCACGCUGGAGCUGCUCAAGGAGGUCGAGAACGACGUGAGAGCCAAGGAGGGCAAGCCGGAGGAUGCGCCCGUCCUGGACACGAGCGCGAAGGCGGCGAUUGCGCGGAAGCUGAACAUCUUCAGCUUGGAGCACGUCAGCCCGCUGUUCGCGACGAAGAAGCUCGCGUACUCGACGAGUCUCUUGAUCGUCCUCUGGGCGUUCAUUGGUCUUGCGUUCCCUCUAUACAACGGCUUCGUCACUUUCUUCCUUGCCACUCGUGGGGCGGACUUCGGUGAUGGCUCCGUGUACAUCACUUACCGCAACCAAGUCAUCCUGAGUGUCAUUGGUGUCCCUGGUGCCUUGCUCGCAGGUUGGAUGGUCGAAAUUCCCCUUCUCGGCCGCAAGGGUACCCUCGCCAUCUCGACCAUCAUAACCGGCGUCUUCCUCUUCGCCAGCACAACAGCACGGACGUCGAACGCGCUCCUCGGCUGGAACAGUGCGUUCACGUUCACAAGCAACAUCAUGUACAGCGUCCUAUACGCUGUCUCUCCGGAGCUCUUCCCGACCAAGGAUCGUGGCACGGGCAACGCCAUCGUCGCGUCUGCCAACCGCGUCUUCGGCAUCAUGGCGCCCAUCAUUGCGUUGUACGCGAACCUCGCCACGUCUGUCCCGAUCUGGAUUUCAGGCGCGCUCUUCAUUGUAUCCGGGUUCAUCGCGCUCCUCUUGCCGUUCGAGCCUAGAGGAAAGGCUUCCAUCUAGAUGCCCAUGAAACCCUGCUUCCGCACGCGAAGAUACCCCGCUCUGGAGCUCACGAUCCUCAGGAAAACACGUGCAUUGAUUGUAGAUACUCGCUGUUGUGCUAUCGCUAUCGCUACAUACAUUGGUUAUUUAAG
Molecule: messenger RNA, 1968 nt
Organism: Dichomitus squalens LYAD-421 SS1
Lineage: Eukaryota; Fungi; Basidiomycota; Agaricomycetes; Polyporales; Polyporaceae
Product: MFS general substrate transporter
Exons: 9
Coding region: 218-1834 (538 amino acids)
Biological process (GO): transmembrane transport
Cellular component (GO): membrane
Molecular function (GO): transmembrane transporter activity
Source: RefSeq, a predicted model, not a curated record